Messenger RNA from Lolium perenne, 653 nucleotides. Its product is annotated as RING-H2 finger protein ATL39-like. The record is from RefSeq and is a predicted model, not a curated record. Lineage: Eukaryota; Viridiplantae; Streptophyta; Magnoliopsida; Poales; Poaceae.
CCAUGGCAUCGUUCGGACCGGCGAAUUUGCCGAACUCGGAGAACCAGCUGCAGGCCAGCCAAGGCACGGCGAUCUUCAGCUACACCUGCAUCGGCCUCACGGGCGCCGCGCUCUUCUCCGUCGCCUUCUUCUUCUGCUAUCAAUUCCGCAACCGAGCACCGGUGGCCGCCGCCGGGGCAGCGGCCGGCACCGGUGGUCGCGGUCGCAUCGUGGACCUCGCGAAGCUUCCGGAGUUCGCGUACACCAAGUCUGCAAGGCACAGCGGACGCGGCGACGGUGCGCAGUGCUCUGUGUGCAUCGGCACGGUGGAGGGCGGCGAGAUGGUGCGGCAACUGCCGUUGUGCAAGCACCUGUACCACGUGGAGUGUAUCGACAUGUGGCUGGCGUCGCACGACACGUGCCCGCUUUGCCGCGCGGAGGUUGAGCCGCCGGACGACGACGGUCAACCAGCGAUGACGACGGAGCUGCCGGUGUAGGGCGCCACCCUGGCGGUUGUCGUAGUUGGUCUCCGGCAAGGUGCAUGCAAAUUAGUUGUAGCUUGUCACAUGUGUGCCAGUUCUCCUUAUCGGUUAAUAUACAGCAUCAACAUGUACAGUAGUUGUAGUAAUUAACAUGUAAAUGCAUUUCCAUUCAUACGAAAGUUUUUCCGGGUA